This is a messenger RNA of Chlorella variabilis, 2031 nucleotides long. RefSeq lists its product as hypothetical. The record is from RefSeq and is a predicted model, not a curated record. Gene Ontology annotation, molecular function: calcium ion binding. Bases 1 to 2031 code for a protein of 676 amino acids. The transcript has 10 exons. NCBI's taxonomy places the organism in Eukaryota, Viridiplantae, Chlorophyta, Trebouxiophyceae, Chlorellales, Chlorellaceae.
AUGGAGGACGCGCCCCUGGGGGGCCUGCUGCAGCGCUACCGUGAUGCAGAGGCCGGCUGGCUCAAGGAGAAGGGCAAGCUGAUGCUGGCGGCAGAUGGGGAGAAGAAGCGGCGGCUCAAGGCGGAGGCGGAGCUAAGGCGGGUGCAGCAGCAGCUGUCGUUCCGGGUGGGCGAGGUGCAGCACCUCAAGACGGGACUGCGGUCAAGGGACUGCGAGCUGCAGGACCUGCGCGACCGCCUGCGCGAGUAUGAGCUGGCAGAGGGCGGGGAGCGCACGGCGCAGGAGGCGGUGGCACAGGCGCAAGCGGAGCGGGAUGAGCUGCGGGCGGCCAUGGCAGAGGUGCUGCAGCGCCUGGACGCCGCCAAUGACGUGAUUGGGCGCGCCGACAGCAGCAUGGCCAGCCUGGAGGCGCAGCUGGCGGCGGCGACGGCGGAGCGGCAGCGGGCAGAGGACGCGGAGCGUGCUGCGCAGGCGGAGGCGCAGCAGCUGCGGGAGGCGGUCGCAGACAUGCAGUGGAAGUGCGGCCUCCUUCAGCGACUGUCAGACCUGACAAUGCAGCAGAACGAGGAGAAGACGGCCACACUGCAGACGCUGCUGGAAUCGGAAAGCAUGCUGGAUGGCGAUGGGGAAGCGGCUGGCGGCGGCGGCACAAUGACAGCGGACGGUCAUGACCCGACCGCUGUGCAUGAAGACCCCGCCAGCCCCACCUACGGCGAGAAGCAGGACGUGCUGUCCGACCUGCCAGCCGGCAUAACCUCGGUCCAGCUGGGAGGGGCGGGGGGCAGCGGCUUCUACGCCUUUGGCGCCCAGAUGCCCAACCCCUUUCAGGAGCGGGCGGCGGACCCCUUCUCCGCCCGCCCCUCGGUGGACAUCCGCCGCUCCGUGGACGGCCGCAUCUCCGUCGACUUCCGCCGCUCCAUCGACGCCCGCGGCAAGACAGACAUUGACCGCGGAGUCAGCGGUGUGAUCGUGCACGACCUGCUGCACCUCACCAGCGACCCCCGCGUGAAGCAGCGGCUGAUGGAGGCCGACGCCGACAACGACGGGCGCAUCAGCCGCAAGGACAUCCUGAAAGUCAUGCACAGCGAGAUGUCGGCCAAGCAGCGGCUCAAGUGGGGCCUCAUCUCGGGGGGCAUCCUCCUCGUCUUCUGCCUGCUGAUGCUGGCGGCCAACGCGGCGCUGACCUACACCGUGGUGCGCAUGAGCCAGGAGACGACGGUGCAGAGCAGCGGCGUGAUGACGGACAAGGCCGGCAACAACAUCAUCGGCACCGCCUCCACGGCGGGCGUGGUGGACCUGCUCUACGCUCACUACAGUCCAGCAGAGGCCUCGGCCGCGCUGCUCAGCCUCAAGUCCCUGGUCAUAACGGCCGGCAACGGCACCGCCGUGUCGGUCUACCAAGUGCUGGCCGCCACGCUGGUGCCCGGCCAGCGCCUGGACUUCGUCGUCACAGCCCCCGCCGCCGCUGCCGCCGGCGCCAGCGCCAACGCCGCCGACCUGAUGCGCAUCGUCAUUGACGACGCCGGCGUGCACGAGGUCCGCUCGGGAGCGCAGCAGGCCGGCCGCCGCCUUCUGGUGGCCGCCACCACCGCCGGCGCCGCCAAGACCGUGCAGGGGCUGGUGUACGACGUUACCGCGCCCACCUGCAGCACCGGCUCCUGCGGCGGCGCCGCCAGCCAGAUCAGCUGCCCAGAGGUGCCCACCUGCGGCGCCAACGGCAAGCUGUACAUCAGCCCCUGCGCGGCCAUCGCGGCAGGCACCACCGUGCGCUGCACCAACUGCGCGCCCAUGUGCACUGGCAACAACAGCGGCGGCCUGCCUCGGCCCGGUGGCCUGCCCGGCAACCUGGCCGUGGAUGGCGGCAGCAACUACGUGCGCACCUCGCCGCCACCCCCGUCACCCGCCAACAGCGGCGGCAACGUGGCGGCCGCGGGCGCCAAGCCCACGCAGACGCAGCCCGUCAAAAAGGCGGCCAGCGUGCGGCGCCCACAGAACACCCGCAAGAACCCGCCCCCGGCCAAGGCUCCAUGA